Molecule: messenger RNA, 5442 nt
Organism: Mucor velutinosus
Lineage: Eukaryota; Fungi; Mucoromycota; Mucoromycetes; Mucorales; Mucoraceae
Exons: 6
Coding region: 1-5442 (1813 amino acids)
Biological process (GO): nuclear pore organization
Cellular component (GO): nuclear pore; nuclear pore inner ring
Molecular function (GO): structural constituent of nuclear pore
Source: RefSeq, a predicted model, not a curated record
AUGUCGUAUUCAUCAUCUAUCCCCACUUGGACAGAAGAGAACCGCACUUUACAUGACACUAUAUGCCAGGCUCGAGUGAACAAAGACUCUGCUGUCGCAUUGCGACAAAUUCUUUACAUCCACAAAGAGAAGUUCUUGACGCUUCUGGACAGCGAGCCAAAGAACGCUCAGCACCGCACCAUGUUGAACUCCAACAAGGCAUACAUCAAUCGAGUGUCUCAUAAUGUCAGCAAGGACUUUGUCACAAGAGCGCUUUUCUUGUCAGACCAGCUUAACAUCAAUGAGCAUGUCGCAGCCACUUUAUUGAGACGCGCUACAUCUGAAGUGCCUCGUGUGAGCACCAAUUCGAUUGACGCUGCUGUAUUGUUGUAUCAUGAGGAACGCGGCUACCUGUUGGCGUGUUUGGACGCCGUUCUCAUAUCAGCAAAGGAUGCUUCGAUCAGCGACCAAGUUAGAUCUGUGUGCAACGAGUUUAUUGUGGAUUUAGUCAGAGAAAAAACCAGCAAUGGCGAGUCUUACUUUUCAAAAAUUUUGAGCACGCUGGACAAUCUCACAAAAACCAUCAACUCUAUUAUCACAACGGGAUCUGCAGUGGGCCAAAUGCCAGAAACGGGCAGUGGAAAGUUGGGCGACGAGAUUUCCGAUUUGCGUAUCGAGCGUUUGGGUGAUGAGCGUGUGUGCAUUGUCCAAAUCAUCUAUCACAUCACAUCGCUUUCAAGCAUCGACUCCAAGGACAAGCUCACCAUGUUGGAAAUGUUAGAAAAGGCACAUUUGAGCGACCCAGCCACUGCGUAUAUGAUUAUCGCCAUGGUCUCUGCUUUAUCGUACGACGGCGAAUCGGAUGCAAUGUCAACCAAUGAAUCCACCAUACAAUUCAUCGAUGCCUUCCACCAUAGAAUCAUGUCGCACGGAUCAGAAGUGCCCGUCAUCAAGGCAGUCGUUGUCCUUCAAUGGAUCUUGUACUUGUCAGACCCUGCUCGCAGCGCAGAAGCUAUCACACAACAAGGCGAACGCAGCGAAGAAGCUAUCAAAGAAUUGCUCGACCUUGCGAUUGCUGCAGAUGUGUUUCGAUUCAUGAACGACUAUUUACUGUACUUUCAGCAACCCAACGCCAAGAUCGAUACCGACAGAAAGCUUAUCAAGGACGACAAUGCGCAGGGCACGGCCAAAACCAUCGAUACCUCAGAUUUCCGCAACUUUAACGCUGAUAUUCGCACAGAUUUCCAACCCUUUGUCAUUUAUGAACUAGAGAAGCUGGGUAUUUUGAUCAUCUCUACUCUGUUCAGCACACUGCAAGAAUUGAAAUACAAGGAGGAAGACACCAAUAUCCCAGUACAAGCACCAUUGACAACAGACAAUGCUUUGCUCAGCAGUGGAAGCAGCUCAAACCAGUGCUACGAUUUGGAAUACUUUUUAACCUUCUUGGCAAGUGUGUUUCGUAAUCGAGUGAAUGAUGGCGCUGUCUUUUGGAACCGUGAGCAGAGAGGCCUUAACCACUUUACCCGAUGGUUACUGGAUAUCAAGGUGAUUGGCACUGUGUGUGCUGCAUUCGACUUUUUCGCCUCCAUCACUACUGGUGAUGCAUGUGCCACACAUAUGUUGGACUUUUUCAAGGCUGGUAUGGACACUCAACUCGCUUCCAGUGCCUUGUUCUCCUGGGGCAGACCUUUGGCAGCUCUCAACUUUUACGCCGACCUUCUCAAAGAUGUAUCAGACGAAUCCAAUGCAACAAUUCCUGAUCAAGAAGAGCAGCUCAUCCUCAAGUUUCUCAGUAUUCUAAAGCAGUGUGUCCAGUAUUCAAAGGAGGCUCGCAUCACCUUCUGGUUUGACCAAAACAUUGGCUCUCAAAGCAUCUUGAUCAAUUUACUUAACUGCCCUACAUCCACACGUCUCCGUGCUGCCCUAUUUGAUGUGCUGGCCGCAUUUUGCUCUGCUUGGGGUGGUGGCAUCGACGGUGUAGGCAAGGAAAUCUCAUACCAAGUGUGGAAGAUCCUCGAGGACAGUGACAUGCUGCUUGCCAAGCGCAAAAUCACACAAGAGCGCUCACAAAGUAUGUAUCAACCACCCGGCAUUUUACAAGAACUGGAAGCCGAGAAGAGCAGUCGAGUAUUCAUUGAAACAGUCUCUGUCAUUCGUUUGAUUGCUUCUGCUAUACACUCGCAAAGCAAGCGAGAAGCCCUUAUUUCUGGCUUCCGUGAUGCGCCUUCAAGCAUUCCUCUGGAUUUGGGCAAAGACAGCAAAAACCCUGGCUCCACUCCCUUCAUCUCACUUGUGAUGGACGACAUCUUUGUCUCUCUCUCGAAACAAAAGUACAGCUUUGCUGAUGCUCGCUGGGAGCUGACUGAGGCCUGUCUGUCAGUGAUGGAGAACAGUAUCGAAGCAUUCAAUAUCCAGGAAUUUGAGAACGAGCAAGUCAAAGCUACACUGAACAAGGAACUCAAGGCUGUGACAAUCAAUCCCUUUAUUGAGACAACCCUUGUCAACUACUAUCUGCAUCCUGGCUUCCAGGUGAUGGUGCGCAUUCUCUCGGGCGGUCGUGUUGUGGAUGAGAUAUUCUCAGUCAUUCAAGAGUGUGCUGCACGAGAAACCAAAGACGUAGAUAGCAUGCCCUACUUUAAGCAAUGCCUGGUGCGCUCUUUGCGCAUCAUCUACAAGACUCUCCAGAUGCAAUAUACCUUCUGCGACAUUCUGAUGCCAUAUAUCACUGAAUUUGCCAAAAAGAAAGCCUCAACAGGCCUUCAACUGGGACAGCUCAAUCUCUCUCAUUUGCCCACCGUCGUCUCCAUGGACCAGCUUGUGAGCUUUGAUGGCAAAAUCCUCAACCGCAUCAGUCUGUUGAUUGACUAUGGAGAUCAAGAAGAGAUCUGCUUCCUCAGCACCCGAAUUGUACAUCUCCUGUCUACCUCCAAGCUUGGACCCAAUGUUGCCAGUUCCCUGUCCUCCAGUAAAGAUGCGCUUGCCAUUGUGUUUGGUGUCAGUGAGAGACUCAGUAUCAACUUGCCUGAAGUCACCACAUGCGAUGACUACGAAUAUGAUAGCAACAACAUUCCUUUUUGGCUGGCAAAAGACACCAUGGAGAACAAGUACAACUAUCCCAGUGAUUUCACACGUCGCCUCAAUACAUCUGUUCGUCUUGCCCUGCUGAAUCUACUAGUUGACAAUGCUCAGCAAGCGUGCUCUCCCACACUCGCCGAAUUCUUACUGGGUUAUGAUUUGAAAGAAGGGGCUCUGACAAAGCUACAGGAUACAGACACCAACCAAGCAAGCCUGGUCUGUCUUCACGCUAUCUUAGACAUGCUGAGACAGGGCCUUGAGAAUGAGGAUAUUAGUGAAGAUACCAUGAUGGACGACACUGCAGAGCCAUCUCAAUUGAUGAUCGAUACCCAUCCUAUUCUCGCUGAGAAAUGCUAUGAAUUGGUCUAUAGACUCUGUGCCAAGAAGGGCCUCUCAACAGCUACUCUGCGUUACUUGCGUAAUCGUGAAGACUUCUUUUACAAGCAGUUCAAUAGCAUGUCCUCUCGUCUGGAACACAACAUUGAAGUGGAAUCCGCGACCUUCCCUGGUACCAUGGUGUAUAGCAAGGAAUCCACCUACAAGACUGAUUUCUUCAAAUUAAGAUCAAAGUUGCGUCAAAGGGCCUGGCUGUUGCACACCAUUGCUCUCGAACUACACAAAACCGUUGCCACAAAGCAAAAGAGCGAGACAAGCAAGUUACUGGCCUUAUUAUAUGGACGUCAGAGCGUAUACUCUCCAGAUGACAUGGAUACAGUGGAACAGCCACAGGAAGCUAACAUUUUUGUUUUCAACAACAACAACAACAACAACAACAACAACAACAACAACAACAACAAGUACCAGCAACCUCUCGUCAAAAUGCUCGAAUUCAUCAGCUCACUGGACUUUACUUGGGUAGACGAUUUGGCAAUGAAGGUGAAAUCACUGGAACUGCAGUAUUUCCCAGACUUUGAUCCUGCACUGUUUGAAAUUAAAACUGGCUCUGGACAUGAACUGUACAGCGUGCCCGCCAUUUAUAAAGAUUUGAGCCGAGUCAAGGAUCAUCACUAUGCUGAACACCCCCAACUGGUCGACAUUGAGACGGAAAUGGGCAACAUCUUGUCGUGGGCCAUGGCUCAAAAUCACGGCAGAGAGAUCGCGCAAGCAAAGCAGAAGUGCAUGGACGCAUGGAGAGAAGUUGUUAACAUUACUCUUAUUGAAUGCUUUGACCUCAUGGAUGCAGCCUACCGUCAAAACAUCAUUUAUGAAUUACUAGGCAUGCUACUCCCCACUGUUCUCCACUCCAAGAACUCUACCGGCCGUAUGCUCAAACGCAUGAACGAUGUUAUUCUGGCUCUAGUGAAUCAACUCGGCAUGGACGACAAGACAGCACAUGGAACCUCUCAGCAACUACCUGUGGAAAAACUGGGGUCUGUCUUUACAGGCAUUGUGAAUUGCAUCUGCGGCAAGGACACGGAUAUCGUUGUGCGUGGUGAUAUGUAUUCAGCCAUGACUAGCUUCCUCCUGUACACAGCCAAAUUUAAGGGUGAUAGAAAUAUUAAACAACUGCAGCAGUUCAUCGUAGAGAAGAUAUCAGCACAAGACUGUACAUUGUUAAACACCAUGUGCCAGGACGCUACUAAUGGUUUGGAUGUGUGGAAGACCACUGCUUACAUUGCCCUGGAUUCGUUGAACAAGUGUGCUCUCAGCGCUGGUAGUACGUCGGUGCAAUUCUACUUGAUCCAAAAGAACUUUUUGCAGUUCACCAUUGAAAUGAUUAAAUCAGACGAUGCCGCAUUAUCCAACUUGCUGGAGCAAUUAGAUGCCCCUCUACUCCCUCUGUACGUGUUUGAGGCCAAAAUGUCCAUUCUGCUUGGUUUUGCUAUGAAUCCCAAGGGCGCAGAAUUGCUGUACAGUCAUCGCAUCUUUGACGUGCUUGGCCAAUGUCAGUUCAUGAAGGCACAGAUACAAGAUCCCUCCACUACUGGAAUGAAUCUCGAAGCCUCGAUGGAACUGUCUGACCGUUAUCAACGCUUGAUUAUGCCAACUCUUGAGUUGAUUGUGGCCAUUUUGAUGGCAUUCCGUGCAAAGAACGAUGUUGUAUUGAAUAAGACGGAAAUCUGGGCAAGAAAGCAACAGUCGGCAUUAACAAGCAUGCUGAAGUAUGAAGGACGUCCAACUACAUUGAGUUUGUUGAGACAGCUGCAGUUUGUUACGACUAUUGUGUAUUUCAUAGGCUGUAGAACAGGCUACUUCAAUGAUCUCGCAAAACGAGGCAUCAGUCAAUUGCAUAACACAAUGAUGAACUUUGAGAUACCCGAAGCUUUAGCAGACAGUGUCAUCCCUGGUGCUACCGACCCAUCCCAAUCAAGGUUGAAAAUGGAAGCUGCAAAAAUGAUCGCAACCAUUAGACAUCUCACAACUGUAUAUAAAGCACGCAAUAAGUAA